Molecule: messenger RNA, 558 nt
Organism: Orbilia oligospora ATCC 24927
Lineage: Eukaryota; Fungi; Ascomycota; Orbiliomycetes; Orbiliales; Orbiliaceae
Exons: 2
Coding region: 1-558 (185 amino acids)
Biological process (GO): adenine salvage; AMP salvage
Cellular component (GO): cytoplasm
Molecular function (GO): adenine phosphoribosyltransferase activity; adenine binding; AMP binding
Source: RefSeq, a predicted model, not a curated record
AUGGUAACCGCCGAAGCCUCACAGAAACUACACAAGCUUCACGAUGAGCUGCGUGGCGCGUUGAAGCAAUAUCCCGAUUUUCCACAGCCAGGGAUAAUCUUUGAAGAUAUCCUGCCGUUGUUUUCUUCAUUCGAAGUUCAUACUAAGCUCGUCGAUGCUCUCGUCCUCCAAGUCAUCGAAGCAUUCCCCUCGAAGCCGGAUGUGAUUGUUGGUCUCGAUGCCCGCGGGUUCUUAUUCGGCCCCACAUUGGCCCUCAAGCUCGAAGCUGGCUUUGUCCCUGUCCGUAAGAGGGGGAAGAUGCCCGGUGAAUGUGUCAGUGAGAAAUAUAUGAAGGAAUAUGGCGAAGAUUGGUUUGAGAUGCAAAAGGACGUCAUCAAGCCUGGUCAAAAGGUUCUUGUUGUGGAUGACAUAAUUGCGACAGGUGGAUCGGCUUCCGCCGCAGGAUCCUUGGUUCGUCAGCUGGAAGGCGAUCUUCUAGGAUACCUAUUCAUCCUCGAGCUUGAUUUCCUAAAGGGGCGAGAUAAACUAGACGCGCCAGUAAUCACAUUAUUGCAUUAG